This is a messenger RNA of Oryzias latipes (Japanese medaka), 2975 nucleotides long. Lineage: Eukaryota; Metazoa; Chordata; Actinopteri; Beloniformes; Adrianichthyidae. The record is from RefSeq and is a predicted model, not a curated record.
UUAACUGUAAUAGGCGUACCUCUUAAAAGGUUUUUGAAGAUGGCCUUCGCUCUAUUUAUAUAAUGUUGCAUAACUUUUCUUCACAUAUAGAAACAUGGGGUCUAGUUUUGUCUGUUAUCUCACAUAAUCAUAUACCAUUAAAGCACAUUCUCUUUAGAUUCUCUCUUUCAUUGAAUAAAUCAUUCAUGUUUUUUGGUCGAGAGACAUUUUUGUUUUAUAUGCUUGGACAUAGAAAAUGCCUUUUGAAGUUAAAGGGGCUCCUAAAGCUAAAUGGAAAUGAUUAGGAAUCCGUAUUUUUACAUUAUUUCAAACAGGAAGAUAGAAGUUUGAUGAGAUGUUGAUCUUUAGAUUCUCAAAUUCUACUUCAAAACAAGUGCCAUCACUUUGAAACGUUUUUACUGUUUGUUUGUUUGUUUCAGACUAAACAUUCCAAAUGCAUUAAAAUGUGUAACCCCGCUAUGAUGAGACAGCGAUGAUUUCAGAAGUUGUUCUCAAGCCACCCAUGACCCGCAGAAGAGAUCAAGCCCCAGCUUGUGACUGUAAAGCACGGCGAGGCGCUCCGGCGGGCAAAUGAACUGAGAAACUGAGGAGGAAGAACUCAAGAGCCGCGGGAGAAGGAGAAGAAGGAGGAGACGCACACAUCCACUGGUCGCGUCGAGUCUCAUUGCCACGACACGAGCAGCACCACAGACUUCUCAAAUGAAGGAGCCCGACGCCAUCAAGCUCUUCAUCGGGCAGAUACCCCGAAACCUGGAGGAGAAGGACUUGAAGCCCAUUUUUGAGCAGUUUGGGAAAAUCUACGAGCUGACGGUGAUCAAGGACAAAUACACGGGGAUGCACAAAGGAUGUGCCUUCCUCACAUACUGCGCACGUGAGUCCGCCCUCAAGGCCCAGAAUGCACUGCAUGAGCAGAAGACCCUACCGGGGAUGAAUCGACCAAUCCAAGUGAAGCCUGCGGACAGCGAGAGCAGAGGAGAAGACAGGAAGCUGUUUGUGGGCAUGCUGGGAAAACAACAGACGGAUGCAGAUGUGAGGAAAAUGUUUGAGCCGUUUGGCAGCAUAGAGGAGUGCACGGUGCUGCGAGGGCCCGACGGGACCAGCAAAGGUUGUGCGUUUGUGAAAUUCCAGAGCAACGCGGAGGCCCAGGCCGCCAUCAACGCUCUGCACGGGAGUCGCACCCUACCUGGCGCCUCCUCCAGCCUGGUGGUGAAGUUUGCAGAUUCAGAGAAGGAGCGGGGGCUCAGGCGGAUGCAGCAGGUGGCAUCUCAGCUGGGAGUCAUCAGUCCCAUGACCCUCCACCUCGGGGCCUACAACGCCUACACACAGGCGCUGAUGCAGCAGCAGGCCUUGGUCGCCCAGUCAGCUUACCUCUCUCCUGUUGCCACGGUGGCAGCGGUUCAGAUGCAACAGCUCGCUGCGCUCAACCCCAACAGCAUCAUUGCCACGCCGAUAGCAUCCAUCACCCCUUCCUCAGGUAACGGCGCCUGUGGAUGUCUGGCUCCGGCACAGCUUCCAUUCGAUUUCUGCCUGAAAUAUGAGGACAGGUUGAGACGAUUCCAAGAGGUCGACAUUUCAAACGGUACCAGCACUCCUCCCUCCAUCGCAGCCACACCCGUUCCUGCUCUGCCCCCACCCAUUGCAGUGAACAGCUACCCCUCCGUGCCAGCUCCACCCAGUGGCCAAUCGGCUACAGAAGCCCUCUACACUAAUGGAGUUCAUGCCUAUCAAGCCCAGAGUCCUGUCCUGGACCCCCUACAGCAGGCUUAUACCGGCAUGCAGCACUACACAGCCACCUACCCAGCAGCCUACAGCCUGGUGGGACAGCCGUUCCCGCACCAGCCCACUCUGGUGGCGCAGCAGCCACAGCAGCUCCAGCAAAGGGAAGGUCCUGAGGGCUGUAACAUCUUCAUCUAUCACCUGCCGCAGGAGUUUACUGACUCAGAGAUUCUGCAGAUGUUCCUGCCUUUUGGAAACGUCAUCUCUGCAAAAGUCUUCGUGGACCGGGCCACAAACCAAAGCAAGUGCUUCGGUUUUGUCAGCUUUGAUAACCCAUCCAGCGCCCAGACAGCCAUCCAGGCCAUGAAUGGCUUCCAGAUAGGCAUGAAGAGGCUGAAGGUGCAGCUGAAAAGGCCCAAGGAUGCUAACAGACCUUACUGAAACAGUGAAAGGAAAACCUAAGAGUUCAAUCAAGGAAACCACUUGGGAUGUCCCAGCCUUUGUUUUUGGUUGUGUGACCAACCGUAUAGCACAGGAGCAACACUUCACCAAAAGCAGUAUCCUAUGUGCGAGCUUACAAAAUCCGCAAUGCCAGCAAAAAAAUCCCGACCAUCUCCAGAGUCAGCAUCCGCAGUAUCAGAAGUUCUCCAGAGUUUGUAUCAUUCCACAGCUGGAUUCAUUUCUACUAUGUACAUAAUCUAUUGUUGGCAACAAAAUAUACAUGUUAAGGAAAAAGCACAUCACUGAUGUUAUUCUGCUGAACAGGGUUCUACUGUAUAGUGUGAUUUGUGGUCUAUGGCGUCAAGAGAAGGCCAGUCUACACAGUGGAAGGCAAAAGAAAAUACUAUUCUGUAUGAUUACCAUGGGUAAUAUUGUUAUGUAGAGUUAGUUUUAUUAUUUAUACGUAAAAUUAAAAACAUGGAAUGAUUAAAAUAGAAGUGAAAUGGAUUUGCUCUCACUGUAUAUACCUUGGUUGUCAAAAUGGAGGACGUUAAAAAAAAACCUACAUUCUUUGCUGCGACAUUUAAAAAUCAACAGGGUGGAAGGAAGGGCUGGGAAUUUUUCUAUCUUGAUUUUUUACGUUUAAUUUAUUAGUAAUUAAUCUGGAGGCUGGGAAAGAGGACAAUUUCUUUUUUAAUUUUGAAAGAAAAAAAAACAGUCAGGAGGUCCUCAUGACAAUGAACACAUAUUAUAAAGUUUUUAAGUGCAUAAAUGUACCUAUGGAAGUUAAAAAUUAAAACAAAAACAAUGUUUCUUUA